AGCGAGUAGAUUUGGGGUUAGUAUGGCUAGUAUUGAAUCUGUUAAUGGAAUUGUUAAUUGUGAUAAUUUUAUUGUUGGAUCUCUUUACUAUAUUUCUUUAAAUUCAGUUCCUAGUGAGCUAUCAUAUCCUGCAGAGAGCUUGAGGCUGAAACAGAGUUCCAUAACUUCUUUCAACAAGGAUACUGUAAGAAGGUUUGCAGAAACAGUCUCAUUGGAUCUAGCAAAAUAUAUGCCGUGGCCUGUUGAAAAUUGCAAUUCUUCCGAGUUUUCAAAGACAUUAUUUUUCUUGGUCUUAUUGGAUUCAUCCAUGGAGCAGAAGAUUGAUGAUGUCCAAUUUCAUGCACUACAUGAUGCUUGCUAUCCAAUUCUUAAAACUGGAUGGAAUCUAUUGGAUUCAACUGGAGAAGUACCUAACUUGGAAUUAUGAUACUGGAAGCCCUUAAUACUUUUUAUUUCUCUUAUUACAUUUUUUUAUUCUUUUAACUUCUGACACUGCCAUUAAUAGACAAGCAUAAUAAUUAUGGAUGGAGACUGCAAUAUAUUUUUGGAGCAACUUUUUCAAGUCAAUAUUGGUGCCAACUUGAGACAACUCAAUGCUGAGAUAUUGCUUGCCUUGUUCUGGAGGUUGCUAGAGAAAUUUUUUACUACGGUUUCAUCAGGUUUCUACAAGGAUGAUGGGCAGGGUUGGCUGUGUUCAAUGCAGGAUUUCUUUGUCUUUUUCUCUUCAUCUAAGUCAAAACAUGUUUUCCAUAAGCAUCUCAACUUUCUAGUCACAAAAUCCAAGAAUUCCCAAGGCAGAUUUUUAUCUAGAUUUUUCACUGAAGAAGGUAUUCCAUUAGCUGUCCAACUGGAAAGCCUUCGCCCUUUCAUGUUUCUUUGUUCUCAAUCAGAUGAAAGUUUACUUGUCCAACUUUUGGAUGAAUUUCCUAUGCUGCUUGUUCCU
Messenger RNA from Impatiens glandulifera, 943 nucleotides. RefSeq lists its product as uncharacterized. The transcript is spliced from 6 exons. Bases 23 to 427 code for a protein of 134 amino acids. Lineage: Eukaryota; Viridiplantae; Streptophyta; Magnoliopsida; Ericales; Balsaminaceae. The record is from RefSeq and is a predicted model, not a curated record.